Messenger RNA from Procambarus clarkii (red swamp crayfish), 1783 nucleotides. The record is from RefSeq and is a predicted model, not a curated record. Lineage: Eukaryota; Metazoa; Arthropoda; Malacostraca; Decapoda; Cambaridae.
AUGUCAGCAACAGCAACGGACGCUGCAGCAGCAGCUGCAGAAACAGUAACAGUCGCAGCAGCUCCAGCAGCUGCAGAAACAGUAACAGCAACAGUCGCAGCAGCUCCAGCAGCUGCAGAAACAGUAACAGCAACAGUCGCAGCAGCUCCAGCAGCUGCAGAAACAGUAACAGCAACAGUCGCAGCAGCUCCAGCAGCUGCAGAAACAGUAACAGCAACAGUCGCAGCAGCUGCAGAAACAAUAGCAUCGUUGAACACGUCUUGCGUGGACGUGCGUGUCGUGCUGGCGGUGAGGCAGCUGACGUCGGAGAGGACAUGCUGGGAAUAUACAUUGGUAUAUAAAGGCAGCAGAGCCCGAGACGGUCCAGUGACUGCAGUUUUGGCCGCCAUGUUGUUCCUCAUACUGCUGGCCCUCCUGGGCUCCACCUCUGCUAAUCGACUCGCGACGUCUGGUUCGGAUCUGACCUACGGAGGGCAGAAGGUGUUCCUGAACGGUGUCAACAUCGCCUGGAACAACUACGGCUACGACUUCGGCAACGGCGGGUACGACGGUACUCUGGAGACCUGGGUGCGGGAGAUUGGCGGCGCCGGUGGCAACUCCAUCCGGGUGUGGGUGCACGUUGAGGGCUACAGCACUCCGGCCUUCGACAGCGACGGCUACGUCACCUCCUGCGACACAUCUGGGCAGUUCGAAGGGGACGUCCUCAAGCUGCUCAACGCUGGCCAGCAGAAUGGCGUCUUGGUGACCCUGGUCCUAUGGAACGGUGCUUAUCUCACCAACCAGAAUGCCAUUAAUCUGAUUUGGGAUGACAGCAAACUCGAGUCCUACAUAUCAAACUGCCUUAAUUCUCUGAUGAACACAAUCAAGGGGCAUCCCGCCUUGGCAGCGAUUGAGGCGGUCAACGAACCUGAAGGCUCAGUUCAGGUGGCAAGUGAUGGUAACUGGUGCUAUGACACCACCACCAUCGGCCAAUCAGGCGCAGGCUGGACCGGCAAGAACAUUCCCAUGCAGAGAUUCCUCAAAUUCAUCGGUCGCCAGAACCAGGCCGUCCGUUCCAUAGACUCGGCGACCCUCGUCACCAUUGGCUCCUGGGGUCAGUUCGCCCAGAAUGACGCUUACUCCAACUCCCACAAUCACUACACGGAUUCCUGCCUGAACGGGGCGGCCGGUGGCUCUAACGCACAACUCAGCUUCUACCAGAUGCACACCUAUGACUGGGGCGGCAGCUGGAGCCCUGAUGCUCCCUUCACUGUGUCUGCGUCUAACUACAACCUGGACAAGCCCAUAGUGAUUGGUGAGUUUGCGUCAGUCUGUGCUGCCGGCACCUCGCUGCCAGACCUCUACGAAUACGCCUAUACCCACGGCUACACUGGUGCAUGGACCUGGCACUAUGUUGCUACGGGUGACUGCAGUGACAGUCGCGACGCCCAGAGACAGGCACUAGGCCACCUGUCCGGUCGAACUGACCACGGCACCGUCGACUUCACCGUCCAGUAACUGCCAAACAUCAUUCCUGUCAUGCCAGCAGAAGAUGACCGAGAUUCGUGUAAACUUAGAAUGAAACUUAAGACCACCUUUGAUCUUUUAACUUUAUGGAAAUCCAAAUAUGACCAAGUUUUCAAGUUUUUUGUUUUAAACCCAAAUGGCGCCAUAGUAAUGCAUCCUAUCUCAAAGCCGGGAUCAACACCUUUUUCCUGAUAAUAUUUUUAUAUGAUCAUUUACAUCAUUUUCUAUGAGGGAAUUUUUAAUUGUCUUUUAAAUAUAUUAAAUAUAUAGUAAUAAG